UUUACAUUGUUGCCACAAAGGGAGGUCACUCUAGUACAGCUGCAAUGUCAAAAACCGUCAUCCUACUGUACACGGUAGCAUUUUAAAGAAAGAGUAAGCGAAAUCAACAGAUCGUCACGAUGUCAACAAUGGAGAUGGCAUUUUGGCUGGUGUCCGUUGCGUUCCUUUGGGGAUUUACUAACCCGUUCAUCAAGCGAGGAUCAAAGGGUAUUGAGUCAAUCAAACGUGCAUCCGCUGUACGACAAUUGUGUGCAGAGAUGUGGUUCCUCAUCACAAAUUGGAAGUAUAUCAUACCGUUCGUGAUAAACCAAAGUGGAUCCGUACUGUACUAUCUGACGUUGGCAUCUGCAGACUUGUCGCUUGCCGUUCCAAUCACCAACUCACUGACGUUCAUUUUUACCGCCAUAUCCGGUCAUCUGCUCGGCGAAAAAGUAUCCUCGUACAAGACGGUUGCGGGGAUGUGUUUGGUAGGACUGGGCGUGGCUCUGUGUGUGUAUGACAAAGUGAGCUGAACCUUAUCCGGGACUUUCCAUCCGACUUGAUAUUGGUUCAUAUAAUGUUGUGUAGAACAGCCAUCAUAACUAAGCCAUUAUAGAACAUGGCAGAUGGUUUAUGCAAGGAAUGUUACCUUUCGGGAAUUAGAUUUGUAAUAAAAACACUCCUCCGCAAUUAUUGCGUACACUGCUCUUUAAAAGUGCACUAUCACAGAUUUACCGAUGACAUUUUUUUUGUUUUGAAAUGAGCCAUUUUUUACGUAAAUAUCAGCAAAUCAGUGAUAUAAGACUGCUGACAAAAGAUCAGAUCGCAGAUUUUCAUAUUGCCGUUCGAAAAUUAAUCUUUUAUGGCUAAAAGCAUUACUAACAGUUUAAAAAAUGCAUAAAAUAAAAAAUAUAUAAAAAAAUAUGAAAAUCUGCGAUAUGUUUUUUUUUUGUCAACAGUCUUAUUUCACUGGAUUCCAUACAUUUUCGCAGAAAUUGGCUCGUUCCAAGACAAAAAAUAAAAAAAAGUUAUCAAAACGUUCAAUCUGUGAGAAUGAAGCUUUAAUAGUUUGUGUGUUUUUUGUACGAUUUUAUAUUAUGAUAUCGAAAAGCAAAAAGUGUCGUUAAGAACUGCUUUUAAUGCUCUAUGAUUUUGAACCAGGUUUACUUUAAUUGUUUUAAGUGCAUUUGCAUGUUUAGUAAUAUCAAACGAUUUUAUCUUAUCCCAAAGAUCUAUUCCUCUUGGAACUCAUUUCGAUGGGAAUUUAAUAUGCUCGUGAGUGUUCUAAAUCCUUCUAGUAAGAAGCACACUUAUCGUCGCGCCGUCUAUAAUAUUAACGGUGCUUCAGUGCGUCGUUGUUAGCAUCCCUGGCGGAAGAUUCCGGUGAUUCCACUUCUUCUUCACAUCUGUUCUCACUUGAGUAAUAAUCACUGUAUUAAGACAUGAUAACUCUCACUUCAAGGCAGGUGCGGUUCCAGAGUCAACAACUCAGUCUUGUCUGUUGUGAUACUUGUACUAUUAUGUUUUUGUUUGUCUGCUAUAUACUCGUGCUGGUUAUAACUGCAAUAAUUGAAGGUUCAAUUAUACAAAGAUGCACCGUCUUUCUCCCAAAUAAAAUGUAACCCAAUUAUUAGAAUUGUUUUAAUUAAACGACAAAAGGAUGAGUAAUGUCGAAAAAACAUGGUUGUAUGAAGGAUACUGUGUUUAAUUUGAAAGAAAGGUGCAAAACACACGGUAUUUCUACCUUAUGAGACGAUGUUUGAUCACUGUAAAUGUUUUAGCACUCACCAGUCAUUUAAUGUUUGUGCGUUUUCAGCUAUUAAAUGCAAGAUUACAAUCUUGGUAUCAAUAAUUAAUAUGUUCCAUUAAUUUAAGGCGUU
Mya arenaria is the source of this 1859-nucleotide messenger RNA. RefSeq names its product transmembrane protein 234 homolog. Lineage: Eukaryota; Metazoa; Mollusca; Bivalvia; Myida; Myidae. Bases 120 to 512 code for a protein of 130 amino acids. The transcript has 5 exons. The record is from RefSeq and is a predicted model, not a curated record.